Schizosaccharomyces cryophilus OY26 is the source of this 1762-nucleotide messenger RNA. RefSeq names its product AGC/NDR protein kinase Orb6. The transcript is spliced from 3 exons. Gene Ontology annotation, molecular function: ATP binding; protein serine/threonine kinase activity. The record is from RefSeq and is a predicted model, not a curated record. Bases 133 to 1557 code for a protein of 474 amino acids. NCBI's taxonomy places the organism in Eukaryota, Fungi, Ascomycota, Schizosaccharomycetes, Schizosaccharomycetales, Schizosaccharomycetaceae. Gene Ontology annotation, biological process: intracellular signal transduction; peptidyl-serine phosphorylation.
ACCAUUGAGAAUCCAUAUCCCUUUAUUCGCAUUAUUUCUAUAGCCAUAGAUAUUCUAUUAAUUUUAUCGUAUAUGUACCCCUUUUUAUCUGGACUGAAGGUAAAUUGAUUCUCCAAUCCUGAAGAUACUUGCAUGAUCAACACAAUGGAAAACAAUGGAUAUGCUCAAUUUGAGAGAAACCCUUCCCUUUUGCCGGGAACGACAUUAGAAAAAACGCAAAAAACUAAAAAAUAUAUAGAGCACUAUUACAAGGUAGCAGUGGAACAUGCUGUAGAAAGAAAUCAACGAAGAAUUGAGCUUGAACGAAAGUUAACGACGGAACGUGGUUCUGAUGAAAGAAAAAACAGACAGCUAAGAGCGUUGGGAGAGAGGGAAUCACAGUUUUUGCGUUUUCGAAGGACGAGGCUCUCGCUGGAAGACUUUGCGACUAUUAAAGUCAUUGGAAAAGGUGCUUUUGGUGAGGUGCGAUUGGUACAAAAGCGGGAUACUGGAAAAAUUUAUGCUAUGAAGUCUUUGUUGAAAACUGAAAUGUUUAAAAGGGAUCAAUUAUCUCAUGUCAAGGCGGAACGGGAUUUGCUUGUAGAAUCAGAUUCUCCCUGGGUGGUUUCCCUUUAUUUUUCGUUUCAAGACUCUCUCUACCUUUACCUCAUUAUGGAAUUUUUACCCGGAGGGGACUUAAUGACUAUGCUGAUUAAUUAUGAUACCUUUUCAGAAGAUGUAACUCGCUUUUACAUGGCUGAAUGUGUUUUAGCUAUUGCAGAUGUUCAUCGAAUGGGAUACAUUCAUCGUGAUAUUAAACCAGACAAUAUUCUCAUUGAUCGUGACGGCCAUAUCAAAUUAUCUGAUUUUGGUUUGUCCACUGGAUUCUAUAAACAGGAUCAAAGUGCUUCUUAUAUGAAACCUCCCAAAAGCGGCAAUACCUUAAAGAGAGGACAAAUGGUAGACUCUAUUUGGCUAACCAUGUCUUCAAAAGAUAAAAUGGCUACUUGGAAAAUGAAUCGCCGUGUUAUGGCGUAUAGUACUGUCGGUACUCCCGAUUACAUUGCACCAGAGAUCUUUUUACAGCACGGUUAUGGUCAGGAUUGUGACUGGUGGAGUUUGGGUACCAUUAUGUUUGAAUGCUUGAUAGGAUGGCCUCCGUUUUGCAGUGAAAACUCACAUGAAACCUAUCGUAAAAUCAUUAAUUGGAGAGAAACCUUAAAUUUUCCCAACGAUAUCCACCUUAGUGCUGAAGCCCUAGACUUAAUGAAUUGUCUUAUGACUGAUUCAGAACAUAGACUGGGUCGUGGUGGUGCCAUCGAAAUUAUGCAGCAUCCCUAUUUCAGUGGAAUUGAUUGGGAUCACCUUCGUGAAAGCCCCGCUCCAUUUAUUCCUUCUUUAAGAUCGAUCACUGACACUCAUUAUUUCCCGGUGGAUGACUUGUGUCGAGUUCCCGAUCAGCCUGUUGCAACCCCAGAAGCAAAUGUGGAUCCAAGGACUCUCGAACAAACAAAUAUGGCCUUCCUGGGAUAUACUUAUAAAAAAUUUAAUUACCUCACUAUGAAGGGAGCUCUUUAAAAAGAAAAUACCCAAGAUUUGUUAUUCUGUUAUCUCAUUGCAUAUAAGGAUUGGAAGGACAAGACUGAAAGAAAGACUUAUUCUUACUUCCACAUUUGAUGAAUUAAUCGACGUUUUUGCUAUUAUAAUAAACAUUGUAUUAAGGUAUGUACUAAGAAAUAGAAACUUUUGUAAAAAAUAAGACUACAUUGAAGUGAAACCCGAC